UAAUUUGAAAAACUAGGGUUUUUCAGAUAACUACAAAGCCCCGCUUCACUUUCGCUUCUCUUUCUCGGAAACCCUAGCGUCUACGUGGAGGUUUGGACUCGCGAAGCGGAGAGAAGCUUAGAAUCCUUUCUCGGCAAAAAUGGGGAUUUCUCGUGAUUCGAUGCACAAGAGGCGUGCCACUGGUGGCAAGAAGAAGGCAUGGAGGAAGAAGAGAAAGUAUGAGCUUGGAAGGCAGCCUGCAAACACAAAACUGUCUAGCAACAAGACAGUCAGGAGAAUUAGGGUCAGAGGUGGAAAUGUGAAGUGGCGUGCUUUGAGGCUUGAUACUGGCAACUACUCAUGGGGUAGUGAGGCUGUUACUCGGAAGACCAGAAUUCUUGAUGUGGUGUACAAUGCAUCUAACAAUGAGCUUGUCCGUACUCAAACAUUGGUGAAGAGUGCCAUUGUUCAGGUUGAUGCUGCACCAUUCAAGCAGUGGUAUCUUCAGCACUAUGGAGUUGACAUUGGUCGCAAGAAGAAAACUGCAGCUACCAAGAAAGAAGGAGAGGAAGGUGAAGCUGCUACUGAGGAAGCGAAGAAGAGUAACCAUGUCUUGAGAAAGCUGGAGAAGAGACAGCAGACUCGCAAGCUUGAUCCUCAUAUUGAAGACCAAUUUGGUGGUGGUCGUCUAUUAGCUUGUAUCUCAUCCCGCCCUGGUCAGUGUGGCCGUGCUGAUGGAUACAUCUUGGAGGGUAAAGAGGUGGAGUUCUACAUGAAGAAAAUCCAGAGGAAGAAGGGGAAGGGAGCUGGUGCUGCCUAAAAUUUUGUAAUCUGAAUCUAAUAUUCAGAUUUUAUUCCCAACUUAUUAUUUCCCUUAUAUUUGGACAAUGUAAUUUUUAUGAGAUGAGCAACUAAGCUUUUAUUACCUACUAGUUUUAUUGUUGAAUUCAUAGAAUAGUUAACCAGUUGUGUUUUAAACGAACCUAUUUUAUGGUAAUUUAUACAAUUUAUCAUAUAUGUUCUUUCUGUAA
Molecule: messenger RNA, 1010 nt
Organism: Hevea brasiliensis (rubber tree)
Lineage: Eukaryota; Viridiplantae; Streptophyta; Magnoliopsida; Malpighiales; Euphorbiaceae
Product: 40S ribosomal protein S8
Exons: 5
Coding region: 140-799 (219 amino acids)
Biological process (GO): translation; maturation of SSU-rRNA from tricistronic rRNA transcript (SSU-rRNA, 5.8S rRNA, LSU-rRNA)
Cellular component (GO): ribosome; cytosolic small ribosomal subunit
Molecular function (GO): structural constituent of ribosome
Source: RefSeq, a predicted model, not a curated record